AUGGAGAUGAUGAUGAAGAAGAAGAGCCGUCAGUGUGUCGCGACGUUCGUCUUGUUUUGGGGCACGAACGUGUUUCGCGACGCGAUACUCUCGAACUUGGAACUGCGAAACGGAAGCACGACGUUUCGUUACUGGCUACGGCCACCCGUCGAUCUCACCGUGAGCGUGUACGUUUUCAACUAUACCAAUCUGAAGGAGUUCGAGAGCGGGAACGCGAGCAAGCUGCGCGUGCAAGAGGUCGGUCCGUUCGUCUAUCGCGAGAGACUGCGUCGCGUGAACGUGCAGCUUCACGAGAACGGGACGGUCUCGUAUCAGGAGAAGAGGAGUUUUCGUUGGGUGUCCGGCAGUUCGGAGACGGAGAAAGUGACGGUGCCGAACGUUCCGUUGCUCGCCGCGCUCGCUUUCGUUCGCGACGAGAAAUACGUGGUGCAACUUCUCGCGACGACCUUGCUGUCCAGCAUCAGGGCUAAACCGUUCGUCGAGUUGACGGUCGGCGAAUACCUCUGGGGCUACGAGGACGAGCUCCUUCGACUCUUCAAACUGAUCUCGUCGUCGCUGAAGCAACCGAUGCCCUACGAGAAGUUCGGCAUUCUCGCGAUGAAAAACGGAGUCAGCGCGGAUCGUAUCACGAUGCACACGGGCGUCGCGGACCUCGAAAGGCUCGGGCUGAUUCAACGGAUCAACGGCAUGGAGAGCCAUCGGGUAUGGGGCGACGAACGCUGCGACCGAGUGUACGGCACCGAUGGCACCAUGUUUCCACCCCACUGGAUCGAACAGCCGAACAACACGCUCUACGUGUACGCGAACGACGUCUGCAGGCAACUACCGCUCGUCUACGAUCGUCGCGGUUUCUCCAACGGUAUCCCGACUCUCAGGUACAAAUUACCGAGCAACGUUUUCGCGUCGCCUAGCAACAAAGACUCGUGUUUUUGCCCGAAGGAAUCUCGCGAUUCGACAGCCAGAAGAUGUCCACCGGCCGGUACGUUGAACGUUUCCGCGUGCAAGUUCGGUAGCCCGAUGAUCGUCUCUUUUCCGCACUUUUACGCGGGCGACGAGUCGUUGUUCCAGAAAAUCGACGGACUGAAUCCUAGGCGAGAACGUUACGAGAGUUACGUCGAACUUCACCCGCGUUUGGGCAUCGUGGUCGGCGCCAAGAUGGGAUUUCAGCUGAAUCUCGAGGUAAGGAAAGCGAUCGGCGUUCCCUUUUCCGGCAACCUGGAGGACGGCUCGAUCCUACCGCUCGUCUGGAUCGAUUCGAGCGUCGAGGACGUGCCGGAGUCGAUGCAGCAGAUCUUUUACCGCAGCCAUUACCUCGUGAACGCCAUCGAAGCGGGAUUUCAGUGGUGCAGCCUCGUCGCGGUGAUCCUCUCGUUCGGCGCCCUGUUCGCCGCCAUUAGGAGGGAUCGUCGUCGAUCGAGCAAAUCGAAACCGAACGCGGCGCCGCUCACCGAACUCACCGAACUCGCCGAACCGUGAAACUCGAUCUCUGUCUCGAUCUCCGUCUCCGUGUCGUUGUUCUCUGCGAUUCGAGUGUUUUAUGAAAAAAAAUUGACGAUUACCUCGUUU
This is a messenger RNA of Megachile rotundata (alfalfa leafcutting bee), 1566 nucleotides long. Its product is annotated as scavenger receptor class B member 1. The record is from RefSeq and is a predicted model, not a curated record. Lineage: Eukaryota; Metazoa; Arthropoda; Insecta; Hymenoptera; Megachilidae. Gene Ontology annotation, molecular function: scavenger receptor activity. Gene Ontology annotation, cellular component: membrane; cytoplasm.